ACUCACCUUUUUUCUUACCCAUUCCGCUACCAUUGACAUCCCUUUUCUUAGUUCCUUUCAUAAAAUCGCAUUCACCACAUAACUUCACAAUGGCUGCUACUCUCUUCAGCAACACUGCCCGCGUUGCCCUCCGCUCGGGAGCUUCGGCUACCUCCAAGGCCGGAGCUGCGGGCCUGACCUUUGCCCGCGGCAAGGCCACUCUCCCCGACCUCUCCUACGACUAUGGCGCCCUUGAGCCCUCCAUCUCCGGCAAGAUCAUGGAGCUGCACCACAAGAACCACCACAACACCUAUGUGACCAACUACAACAAUGCCGUAGUGCAGCUCGAGGAGGCCCAGCACCAGGGCAACAUCGCCGCUCAGAUUGCUCUGAAGCCCGCCAUCAACUUCAACGGCGGCGGUCACCUUAACCACACUCUCUUCUGGGAGAACUUGGCCCCCAAGAACGCCGGCGGUGGUGAGCCCCCAUCUGGUGCUCUCUCUAAGGCCAUUGACACCACCUACGGUGGCCUUGGUGAGUUCCAGAGCAAGAUGAACGCCGCUCUGGCCGGCAUCCAGGGCAGUGGCUGGGCUUGGCUCGUCAAGGACAAGCAGACUGGCCAGAUCUCCAUCCGCACCUAUGCCAACCAGGACCCCGUCGUCGGCCAGUUCGAGCCCCUCCUCGGCAUUGACGCUUGGGAGCACGCUUACUACCUCCAGUACCAGAACCGCAAGGCUGAGUACUUCUCUGCCAUCUGGGACAUCAUCAACUGGAAGGCCGUUGAGAAGCGCUUCUCUUAAGCACCAUCUCUGGGAUGCUAUAAUAAAUGAACUUAAUUACCUCUGUAUUGUAGCAUGUGUCUUCCAAUAUUACCCACAAUUGAUCAUUCAC
Molecule: messenger RNA, 870 nt
Organism: Penicillium canescens
Lineage: Eukaryota; Fungi; Ascomycota; Eurotiomycetes; Eurotiales; Aspergillaceae
Gene: sod2
Product: superoxide dismutase sodB
Exons: 4
Coding region: 90-779 (229 amino acids)
Biological process (GO): superoxide metabolic process
Cellular component (GO): mitochondrion
Molecular function (GO): metal ion binding; superoxide dismutase activity
Source: RefSeq, a predicted model, not a curated record